AUUUUGGCCAUUCCUCCGAGCUGGCGUUCGUUGUGGAGCCUAGCGAUGACAUAGCUGUGCAAGAACAACCCUUGAUCCUCUACUGCCAGGUGGAGGGCAUCCAGCCCAUCACCAUCACGUGGCGGAAGAAUGGCGUGAUGAUCGUGGACAGUGAGAAUGCCUUUAUGUUGGCCAACGGGUCGCUUUACGUCUCCCGCUUCCAGAGAGUCCGGGGAGAUGGGUCCUCGGAUGAAGGCGAGUAUGACUGCAUGGCGCAAAACCACUACGGGCUGGUGGUGAGCCGGAAGGCAAAGAUUCAGGCAGCGACGAUGUCCGACUUCCACAUCCACCCUCAGAACGCAGUGGUGGAGGAAGGUGGUGUAGCAAGAUUCCAGUGUCAGAUCCACGGCUUGCCUGAGCCGGUCAUCCUCUGGCAAAAGAACCGCAUGCCAGUCAACACAGACAAUGAAAGGUACACGCUGCUGCCCAAGGGGGUCCUCCAGAUUACGGGACUGAGGGCAGAAGACAGCGGGAUUUUUCACUGCGUUGCUACCAAUAUUGCUAAUGUGAAGUUCAGCCGGGAGGCCAGACUCACCGUGUCGGGCUCCCACUCCACCGUUUACAAGGACCCCAUGAUUCUCGUCGGUCCAGAGAACCUCACGCUGACGGUGCACCAGACCGCUGUGCUGGAGUGCAUCGCAACGGGCAAUCCCCGGCCCAUCGUCUCCUGGAGCCGCCUAGACGGCCGCCCGAUUGGCGUGGAAGGGAUCCAGGUGCUGGGGACAGGAAAUCUCAUGAUCUCAGACCUCACCGUGCAGCAUUCUGGCAUCUAUGUGUGCGCCGCGAACAAACCCGGCACUCGAGUGCGAAGGACCGCGCAGGGCAGGCUCGUUGUACAAGCCCCUGCAGAGUUUGUGCAGCAUCCCCAGUCCAUUUCCAGGCCCGUGGGGACUACUGCCAUCUUCACGUGCGUGGCCCAAGGGGAACCCCCUCCACAGAUCACUUGGCUGAGGAACGGGCAGAUCCUGGAGACCAGCGACCACAUUAAGCUGAAGAAUAACAACAGCACUCUCUCCAUCUAUGGGAUCAACCAGGCAGAUGAAGCCAUCUACCAGUGCAUCGCCGAGAACAGUGCCGGCUCCACGCAAGCCAGUGCUCGCCUGACGGUCCUGUGGGCAGAUGGGCUGCCCGGUCCUCCACAGAGCGUGAAGGCUGAGACGGUCUCUGCAACCACCAUCCAGGUGUCUUGGGAAAAGCCUCUGCAGAACACCAAGGAGAUCAUCGGCUACGUGCUGCACAUUCGGAAAGCUGCAGAUCCUGUAGAGAAGGAGUAUCAGGAGGCUGUUAGCAAGAGCACCUUCCAGCAGCUAGUGACUGAUUUAGAGCCCUCAACCAGCUAUAGCUUUUAUAUAAAGGCUUACACCUCCCGGGGUGCCAGCAAAGCCUCAGAAGUCACAGUGGUGAGCACGCUGGGAGAAGUCCCAGCCAUGCCAUCCCUCUUUAUUAAAGUCAUUAACAGCACCGCCGUCCAGGCUACGUGGGAGCCCUCCAUCAAACUGGGCCAGCACGAAGGCUUCAAGCUGUAUUACCGCAAGGUCCACCUCUCCCAGUACACAGGUCCGGUGCUACUGCCCAGCAACGUAACAGCGUACAACAUUACCCACCUGGAUGCGUCGGUGGUGUAUGAAGUCAAGCUCCUCGCCUAUAACCAGCACGGGGAUGGAAAUUCAACUGUCCGCUUCGUGUCUUUGAGGGAAAGUGUGGAGAGGACAGUGUUAAAUCCCCCUUGUGACUGCACGAAGGACGAGCAGAACAAUAAAACCUCCACGACCGGCAUCAUCAUUGGGAUCCACAUCGGCGUCACCUGCAUCAUAUUCUGCGUCCUCUUCCUCAUGUUUGGUUACAGAGGAAGGCUGCUGAUGUGCAAAAAUGUGCAGGAGCAACUGUCGACCCCGCAGAUCCCCAGGAGCCAGCGAAACGCCACAGGCCUCGUCCUGAACGGGGCCGCUCGCAGGGACAGGGACGACCGGGACUUGAAUGGAAAGCAGCUGGAUAUGAAUGAGCUGGAGAGGUUAUUCCCAGCAUCCCCAUCCCAGGAGCAGCAGGAUAAGGGAAUAACGUCGGCGCACAGCCCGCCAGCCCCC
Molecule: messenger RNA, 2123 nt
Organism: Cariama cristata (Red-legged seriema)
Lineage: Eukaryota; Metazoa; Chordata; Aves; Cariamiformes; Cariamidae
Gene: IGDCC3
Product: immunoglobulin superfamily, DCC subclass, member 3
Exons: 13
Biological process (GO): cell-cell adhesion; axon guidance
Cellular component (GO): axon; plasma membrane
Molecular function (GO): protein binding
Source: RefSeq, a predicted model, not a curated record